AUGAAAAGUACCAAGAAGAGACGCAAGGCCUUUGAAGACAGCAUCGGCAAGGGGGUUGCAGGUGUAGACGCAGACGCAGACACAGACGCAGACACAGACGCAGAUGCAGGCGCAAGAGGUAGUAGUAGGCGCAGCCGCAGCGGAGUUUGUCUCGUACAGGGUGGGCCAGCCGAGGGUGAAGUUGUCGAUUUACCAACAACCGCGCCAGAAAGACGCCGCUCGAGUCAAAUCAUCGACUCAUCGGCUCGAGGUUUGCUGUGA
Molecule: messenger RNA, 261 nt
Organism: Fusarium fujikuroi IMI 58289
Lineage: Eukaryota; Fungi; Ascomycota; Sordariomycetes; Hypocreales; Nectriaceae
Exons: 2
Coding region: 1-261 (86 amino acids)
Source: RefSeq, a predicted model, not a curated record